AAAGAAAAAUUAUAAUUUUACAUUGCAGGUCAUUAAUAUUGUUAUAUAUAUAUAUGUAUCGUUAAUAUAGUAAUACAUAUGUUGAUAUUUUUAAUUUAUUUCUUUCAUCAUUAAAUAAUAAUACAGUGUAAAAACAUGGAAGAGGUUACAUGGCAAAUUACUCAAAAUUCUGUAAAUGAUAGAAUGAUAGAAUCAUCAUUAAUUCAUAGAUUUAGUGGCUCAAAAAAAUUUCGAAAAAGAACGAAAUUAUUUAAUAAUUGGUUAGAAAAGCAUAGAACCUUAAAAAGUUAUAAGGAAUAUGUUGAUAUGAAACAAUUAAUAAAUCAAAAUAAAUCAAAAGAUUUAUUGACUGAAGAUGAUGAUAGCUAUGGAGAAGAGGAUUAUUCCAUCAAGCACAGAAAUAUAUAUAAAAGUAAGAUAAAGAAACCUAAGAAUGAAAUAUAUAACAAUAAAAAUAUUAUUACUUCUACCCCAAAGAAAAUCAGGACACAAGAAAAUGAAAUUUCAUUCACUGAUUCAUACUCCCAUCAAAUGAAUAAAAAGAAAACAAAAAGAAGAUCAAAUAUUCUUCAAGAUAAGUAUCACGAUAAUUUACAAAAUACUGAUGUUCCAGUUAAGAAAAAACAAGUAAUAGAUUUACAAUGUUUAAAAGAAACUGAAAAAACACAACUUAUAGAUAAUAAAGAAAAGAGUUCUAAUUUUUUACAGACUUAUGAUGAUAGUACUGUAAUUAAGAAAAGAAAAAAAUCAACAGAAGAAUUUUUUAAUCGUAAACGCAAUAAUUCAUCAAUGGAUAAUAAAGAAACUUCUAAAAGAAUAUCAGAUUUGAAAUGUCUUGAGAAUAAUGAUAUUCUUAUUCAUGAUGAAAAUCAGAAGAGUAUAGAUCAUCCUAAAAUUUCAAAAAUUGUUAAUCAUAUUCAAGAGGAUGUAUCACAAAAUCCAAAUGAUAUCAGGCAAAUUACAGAAGACAUAAAUAUAACUCCUAAAAAACAAAAAAUAGGAACGUAUAAUUCUGACAUAUCAUGUGAUAGUAUAGAUUUAUUCGAUAUUAAAAGUAACAAAGUUAAAAAUGACAUAUGCCUCCUAAAUUCGUUUGCUGAACGAACACAAAAGUCACUUCCUAGAAUUACAUCCACUGAAAUUAUCAAUAUCAAAUAUAAAAAAAUUAAUAACGAAGGAUCUUAUACUAAUUUGUCGAAUGAAUCUUAUAAUAGUGCCAAAUUAUUAGAAAAUAAUUCUUUUCUAGAACCUUUUGAAUAUGAGAAAGAAGCAGAAGAAGAAGAAGAAUCACAGGACAGUUUAAUCUAUGUAGACAGUAUGAAUAGUAGUAUUUUAUCACCAUCUGAAAAACGUUUAAGACAAAUUAAAAAUUUAAAUUUGACUAUGGAAAGUACUUCAAGCGAGGACGAAAAUUUAAAUGAAGAAAUUUUGUUUAAUAAUUCAAAUUGUACAAUUUUCAAAAAGAUUAUGACAUGUAAUAAAAAGUCAAAUUUGACCAUAGAUAAUACUUCAAGUGAGGAUGAAAUGUUACAACAACAAAAUUCAAAUGAAAAAAUUUGUGUUGAUAGUCCAAAGUGUAUUUCCAAAAAAACAACAUGGAGUAAAUUAAAAUUAAAGAAAUCAUCUAAAAUAGAUCAUAAAAGUGAUCAAAGUAUUUUUAAUAUACAGAAUAAAAAUAAUAGUAUAAGUCACAAUAAUAGUAUCAAUCAUUACAGUGAUGAUAACAAUGAAUAUACCACAGAACCCAGAGAAACUGAUAUAUCUAAAAAUUAUGAACAAGAAAGAACAUUUCAUGAAAGACCAUGCAAUUUACAAGAUUUUAUCAGAGAAGAAGAAUUACUUCAGGACUCAACUAUAUCAGCUUUUACACUUAAGGAUCUUUCCAAAGAUGACGAAAUUUUUUUUUUAGAUAUACCUAAAACAGUACAAUUGGAAAAUUUAGAAGGUCAAAGAAUUAUUUUAAAACAGAAAAAAUUAAAUCUUGGAAAAAAUAAAUAUGAGAUUCUUUACAACGAAGUACCAUCCCAAUCCUGUGUUUUUAGUACUUGUAAAAAUAAUAAACCAUACAAAAUAGUUAACGUUAAACCCACUGGCUCGAUCAUAGUAAGACAAAAGAUAUAUCCAUCGUUUUCUGACAAAUAAUUCCGAAUAAUAAUAUAAAACCUUAUAGUAUUACGUAACAAACCGUAUAGUAUUACGUAAUAACCAAUUUACGA
Vespa crabro (European hornet) is the source of this 2216-nucleotide messenger RNA. RefSeq names its product probable ATP-dependent helicase PF08_0048. The record is from RefSeq and is a predicted model, not a curated record. Bases 136 to 2142 code for a protein of 668 amino acids. NCBI's taxonomy places the organism in Eukaryota, Metazoa, Arthropoda, Insecta, Hymenoptera, Vespidae. The transcript is spliced from 5 exons.